UGCAAAGCGAAUGCAAAAAGUAUGUGUGUUAAGCCGACUGAUUUCGGUUUGGUGUAAAUGGCGAGUGAAAAUUUGUUAAAAACCACAUUAAAAUAAUCCAUUUCCACUUGAAACGUAGAAAAAUUGGUUGCUCAUGAGACAGUGCUUAGAAUACACAUUAAGUUAAACAGUGUGGAUCGAAAUUACGUAAGGAAAUUGCAUUACGUUUCGGUGUCUCCAUUAAUGGUUCCUUUUCCUCCUGGAUUCAUGUGAAGUGAGAAAGCUGUGUUGCAAACAUGGAGGACUGAUUGAAAUUUUAUUAUUCUGAAAAUUAGGCGAUAAAAAGUGCAAUACUAUCUGUAUCUCAAUCGUGUGCUUUUUAGAUGCGGUGUAAUUUUGAAUAAUUUAGGCAGGCGUACCACCGAACAACUGAUACAAACACUGGUUUUAGACUACGGUCUCCUAGAAGAAACCACGAUGUCAGUUCAUUAUAAAUUUAAAAGCGCACUGGAUUUUGAUACCAUCAGCUUCGAUGGAUUGCACAUUUCGGUGGCAGAUCUCAAAAAGGCAAUCAUCCACCAAAAACGACUUGGAAAGACGAUGGAUUUUGAUUUGCAGAUCACCAAUGCGCAAACUAAAGAAGAAUAUGGCGAUGACACAACGUUGAUACCGAAGAAUACUUCGCUGACUAUUGCUAGGGUGCCGCUGAAGAAUGCACCCAAGAAAAAUUGGGAACCGAAAGGGGAUAAUAGCACUCCAUCGGUACCGGUGAGCAGAAAGGGACACGACAGCGCUACUGCAGUGCAGGCCAAUGUAGAUCUGUCCACGAUGAAUGGGACGGAAGAGGACAAAAUUCGUGAAAUGAUAUUUCAAAGCACAGCGGAAUAUGAUCCAACCAAUUAUCAAAAGAUACGAGGUGCAUCCCAGACUGGUGAGGUGCCGGUGAAUUAUAAAUGUUAUCGUUGUCACAAGCCCGGUCAUUGGAUUAAAAACUGUCCUCUUGGUCCAUUGCCCAAAGAAGCGAUGGAUGUGAAACGAACCUCCGGUAUUCCACGGUCGUUCAUAGAGCGUGACAAGGAUCCUGAGAACAAUCCGAUAAUUCAACCACCGCAGGUACCCCCGGAACAGAAGCAAGUCAUACCGGAGGAUUUGAUAUGCGGUAUCUGCAAAGAUCUGUUCACCGAUGCGGUCAUGAUACCGUGCUGCGGUAGUUCAUUCUGCGACGAGUGUGUCCGAACGGCUCUUCUUGAGUCGGAAGAUAACGAAUGCCCGGAUUGCAAAGAAAAAGGAUCUUCGCCGGGAUCGUUAAUACCGAAUAGAUUUUUGCGAAAUUCGGUAAAUGCAUUUAGAAAUGAAACUGGUUACAUAAAAACUGAUCGGAAAGUCAUCUCCAACAAGCAAACCAAACCCGUGGAAGAGCCAUCAGCGGCUCCUACUGAAGGCGUUGCCGUAACUUCAACUACCAAUGUUGCUCCUAACGAAGCAGAUAAUGAAACAAGGCACCCAACCUCCGAGGAAAGCGAGGAAAAACAAGCUGAAACCACAGACCAGUUACAUGAGAGUUAUGAGGAAGUCUCUCAACAUGGAGAUAUUGGUUCCCCAAGCGGUGACGAUAAAGUUUUUGACAACGAGUCUGAUUAUGAGGAUAAUAUAACGGUCACCGUUCCGCCAGCUCAUUUGCAAAGCCGAGGUGCAUUCCGAGGACAUUAUAACGGGAGGCAACCUCUACAUCUUCGGCACGAGACGCCUCCGGUAGGCCAUGAGCAUUCGUCUCACUACAAUAGCGGUACCAACAGUAGCGGUGGUAGUCGCAGUAAUAAAGAAGCUAUUGCUGAAGAAGGUGGCUCUCGCACACCAAAGGUAGACGACAAAGAAAACAACUAUAAUAUUGUUCCACCAUCCAACCCGAAACACGAGUAUGACAGUCGUUCUCCGGACUACCACCAGCCUAGUGGUAGAGGAUUAAUGCCAUUGCCACCACAUAACCCUCAUCCACAUCAACCACCAAUGGGAGCAGCCCCAUCUCAUCAGAACUAUAUGCCACAACCACAUCAAGGACAUCCAUAUCCCGGUCCACCACACGGUGGGCCUCAUCCGUAUCCUGUUGGAUACGGAAUGCAACAUGGCUAUCCUCCGCAACGUCCAUAUGAGCAUCAUGGCAAUGCCGGAAUGUAUCACGGUGAACGACCGAGAAUGAUGUAUCCCCCCCGUGGCGGUUAUGCACCUCAUCCUCCACACAUGAGACCGCGUCACAUGGCACCAAUGGCACCAGGAGGAUAUCCUGCAGCACCUAACAUUGGUCCUGGAGUUAUCGACGACCCGUUGGAAGCAUUCAAUCGUAUUAUGCGUGAAAAGGAGAGGCGCAAGGAACAGGAAGCAAAACAGGCCAAUCGUCAUCGAUCGCCACAUGCUGAACGUGGCCGUCGUUCGCGUUCUUUCGAUAAUACAAGCAGCAACCGGAGAGGACGCUCGGCGGAACGUGAACGACGCCGGUCUCCGAAAGCGCGUUCGCCAGAUCGACGACGAUCGCCCGAUGAAAAGCGAGGCGAUGAACGUGAUCGUGAGAGGGAACGAGACAGAGAGCGCGAUCGUGAACGCGAACGUGGUGGGAGACGUCGUAAUCGGUCCAGCUCGUACAGUUCCAGUGGAUCAAGAUCCAAAUCGAGAUCUCCCGGGAAAAGAGGCAAAUCUCCGAAGAAACGCUCACGCAGUCCCUACAGAGAGCGUCGGUCUAGAAGUCGAUCCAAAUCAUUUGAAGAUAGACGACAUGGAAAAUAUGUCAAAGAUCGCCGUGACGAUCGUCGAGAUGAUCAUCGUGGUGAAUAUCGUGAUAAUCGGGACCGAUCCCCGGGCUAUAAUCCUCACUUUGCAAGCUAUCGUGGUCGGGGCAAUUACCGAGGCGGCCCACGUGGUCGGGCUAGUAACCGUGACUACCAGCAGCACUAUUCGCGGGGCUAUGAUCGGGGUGGUCACCCUCAGGGGCCACCGGUACAAGCACCCCAGCACGAACAAUACGGUCACCCGAUGGGACCAGGACCGAACGAUUAUCACCACCAUGGUAUUCCGCCUGGUGUUGUGCCCAGCGCUAUGCCACAUGGAGUGCCACAGACAGGACAUUAUGUGCCACCGUCCCAACAGCCAAUGCCGCCUAAUGCAGCGGUUCCCAACAGAUAUCCACCACGCGAGGUUCCGCGCGGUCCUUAUAUGGGCCAUCCAGUUAAGACAGAGCCAAUGGUUUACUAUGAACCUCCACCGCAACCGGCUCCAAUCCAACAACCAGUGCCGGUUCAUUCGGAACCUCCUCCACCAGGAUUCGAAGAGCAGGAUAGUUGGUCUGGCAAGCAAGAAACGGAGUACCGGGCACCGGCAGUAGUAGCUCCGGUUAAAGCCGCAGAGGAAAUAUCCUACGAUUAUCAUAAUACACCGAAAAGUCAUGAAAAUGAUCGUGCACUUACGCCCGUUAUUCAUGAUGAUCAUCACGAACACAUGACUCGGUCUGUUUCCAGAGAAAAGGAACACAAGAAGCGAAAUCGAGACGAUGCCGAUGAUCACUAUCGAAGGGAAGAUAAAAAGAUUGUUGCCAAGACUCCGGACCGACACGAAAAAGAGAAAUCAUCUAAACGGGGUCCAGAUUAUGAUAGAGAAAAAGAAAAAGAUAAGAAAAAAGCUGAAUUAUUAAAAGAAAAGCGUUUACUUGAAAAAGAGCGCGAGAAAGAAAAAGAUAAGGAAAAAGAACGCGAGAAGGAACUGAAACGUAAACAGAGAGAUUCAAGCGAGGAAGAGAAAAAAGAGAAGAAAAAGGAUAAAGAGAAGAAAAAACGGAAGAAGGAAAAGGAAGCCGAGAAGAAAAAACAUAAGAAAGAACGCAAAGAAAAAGAGAAGCGUGCGAAAGAAAAUAAAAAGGAAAGAAGAACGGUUGAAAAAGAGGAAGCGGACAGUUCUCAACAACCUAGCACACCGAAACAUGCUCCUAGAAAAGUCAUUGAGCUAGAAAAAACAAUUGAUAAUAGACAUUCAGAGGUUGAUACGACCCAGGAUUACGGCAUUCGUGGAUUUGAUGACACACUUGUGAUGCCAGAUUCGCAUCAUUCGCAAGAUAUGAAUAAAAAAGUGUUGCGGGAUGACUAUUCCUAUCCCGAAGAGCCAUCUAGUAGUCAUGAUCAAGAGGAAGAGCAAUAUCAGCAGGUAGACACAAGUCACGAACAUAGUGAUUUGUACUCUGAUAUUCCAGACAAAUAUGAGGGUGACCAGUUGGAGAAAUCCGUUCUGGAUGAUCCCGAUGAAGAUGUUGAUUUAGUUAACAGUAGCGUUGUUGAAGCUGACGAUCACAACGGUCAAGAAGAUAUUAAAAGGUCCGACUCUAUUUUGGAUCUCCAUGCAAAUCUGGAUUUUGAAGGAGAACUUGAAGAAGGCGAAACUUCUUCUCCACCUAAAACCAACAUGUUCAUUGGCAUUCCGGAGCUCUCUAAAUGGGAACUGGAUGAGGAUAAUCCAGUUAUUUCCAGUACUGAUAGGAAACAUUCAGCGGAUGAGCUGAACAAUGCAAAAUCGGACGAGUCGUCUAGUAAAGUCACUAAUGAAGUGCUGAAGAGAGCGGAAAAUGCCAUUUUCACCCGAGCGAUUAACGCGAUACGCCCAAUUGAAAUUAAGAAAAUCAGUCUUGAUCGACAAAAAUUGUACUCAAACGAUCCACUGGCGAUCGUUGAUGUCGAGGCAACGGCACUCGAUUCCAAAGCGGAGAAGCAACAGGAUGAACUCAAACGGUUCCAGGUUACCGUUCCUAUUAACAACGAUAACGCUGAACGGUCGGUGGAAAUCAAGUCGGAUGUUGAAAAAAUUGGCGGCCGCUCUUCACCGGUGCGUACUUCGAUCAAGGAACGACUUGGAAGCAAAAUAACCGAAGUUUUAGACAGCAGUUCCAGCACGUAUUCUCAUUCUCGAACCCCGCCUCCGGUACGAAAGACCAAGGUUACAACAACCGCUGUAACAAUACUCGACCAUCCAAAGAAGAGGUCUCGUAGUAAAUCUUCUGAGCGAGAUGUUGGUACCCGGAAGACACGAAUUGAACGGGAAGAACGGCGUCGGGAAGAAAUUCGAAUUAGUAGCAGGCGCCAAGAAGGUAGCCGAAGGGUGGUACUUGCUGUUCGUGAACCGAGUCCAGAAAGACGGAAGGAACAGGGAAGAAGGGAAAGGGUCGCUAGAGAAAGCGGAAAAAAUAAAGAACGUAUGGGAAAAGAUGUACUCGAUAGAAGUCGUGACAGAGUAGCCCAACGUAGCAUCGAUCGUAGUCGUGAGAAACGGCGAGAAAAAUCAAAUUCUCCGAUUAGACGAGAACGAGAGAAAGAACGCGAUCACGAGCGUGAACGGGAACGGGAACGUGAACGGGAACGCGAACGAGAACGUGAGCGGGAUCGUGAAAAAAUUAGACGAAGAGAUCAAAAUGAAACCGUCGAAAGAAUUCGAAAGGUUGAAAGUCGCUCAAGAAAAACUCCCGAGAAAUAUAGCAGUCAUGGUAUCAGUCAUAAGGAAGAGAAGAGAGUGCACGAUCGGAAACGUUCGGAUAUAGACACUGACCGACGACAUCAUGAGGGCCAUCAUUCGGAAAAAGAACGUCGCGAUGAAUCGUUCACCAGGAAGGAUGAUCAUCGCAAGCGAGUUGGUGAAGAUAUUGCAGAAAAAGUGGUCGAAUCUACGACCAAGCAACUAAAACCCGAAAAGAUACCAAAACCAUCUCGAGGCGUGGUCAGUUCGAGUGACUCCAGUAGCUCCGACUCAGAAUCUUCCUCGUCAGACUCGAGCAGCGAUUCUGACGAAGGUACAGCUAAAAAACGGAAGAAGCGAAAGCAUAAGAAAGAACGUAAACGUGCAAAGCGGUCGGCGUCAACCGAUUCCGACGACUCUUCCAGUAAGAAAAAGAAAAAGAGUAAAAAGUCUAAAUCUAGCAAGAAGAAAAAGAAGGAAAAGAAACAUCGUAGGGAGUAAAUUUGACUACUGCUGCAGCUACAGCUAGAAAGGACAGUAUUGGGAAAAGUUACUAAAAUUAAACAAUAGGAAGCUAUUUCGGGAAAAUUUGUACAGAUAAGAUUGAAAAUGUCCCGAGGAUUCUCUAGGCAUCACCGAAGUCUAGUGUUCAAUCUGCUGCGCUGGUUAUUAUACACGUACCAUCUACAAGCAAAAAUUCAAUGAACUAUUCUAUGAAAUUCACUUUGAUUUCAUAGUUUCUUGUAAAAGAUUUACUAUAUGUAAUUACGUUAAUAUGAAAAAGAAAUACAGAAUGAGAACUCAA
Malaya genurostris is the source of this 6265-nucleotide messenger RNA. Its product is annotated as E3 ubiquitin-protein ligase RBBP6-like. Gene Ontology annotation, cellular component: nucleus. Gene Ontology annotation, biological process: ubiquitin-dependent protein catabolic process; protein ubiquitination; mRNA processing. The transcript is spliced from 13 exons. NCBI's taxonomy places the organism in Eukaryota, Metazoa, Arthropoda, Insecta, Diptera, Culicidae. Gene Ontology annotation, molecular function: ubiquitin protein ligase activity; zinc ion binding; nucleic acid binding. The record is from RefSeq and is a predicted model, not a curated record. Bases 457 to 5961 code for a protein of 1834 amino acids.